Messenger RNA from Bactrocera tryoni, 1061 nucleotides. RefSeq names its product procathepsin L-like. The transcript is spliced from 3 exons. NCBI's taxonomy places the organism in Eukaryota, Metazoa, Arthropoda, Insecta, Diptera, Tephritidae. The record is from RefSeq and is a predicted model, not a curated record. Bases 14 to 529 code for a protein of 171 amino acids. Gene Ontology annotation, molecular function: cysteine-type peptidase activity. Gene Ontology annotation, biological process: proteolysis.
AUAGUUUGUAACCAUGAAGAAAACAUUGUUUUAUUUACUUACCUUUAGUGCAAUGACAGCAUAUACUACAUCGCAAAAUAUCUACGUUACUGAAUAUACAUCAUUUAGCGAAUAUAAGAGUGCAGUAAACAAAAUCUAUAUGCACACAUAUGAUGAGUUUCGCAGCAAAAGAGCAUUCGAGGAAAAUGUUAAUAUAGUGCGGCAGCAUAAUAAAUUAUUUCAAAAAGGUGAACGUAGUUAUCGCUUACGGACUAAUAUAAUGGCAGAUAUGAAUGGAUUGUCUUAUCUGAGAAAUUUUCUACGUCUAUUGCGAAAUAAAGAUUUUGGAAAUGAAAUUGACUUGGAAUCGGAUGUUGUGGCUUCAUCUUUAAUGCAGCAAACUCCAGAAGCGAUAGAUUGGCGUGAAAAAGGCUUCAAAACUCAAUCUGGUAAUCAGAGAACUUGUGGCUCAUGUUAUGCCUUUAGUGUAGCGGAAAGCAUCGAAGGACAGGUAUUUAAACGAACAGGACGUAUAUUGAACCUCAGGUGAGUAACCUUCUCGAAUAUAUACCGCAAAUUUUGCUCUUAGAGAAAAAUGUGCAUUCCUUAUAGUUGAAAUUUUCAUUAUCGUAUUUCAUGUAAAUUAGAAUAUAUAGGAUGAGUUUAAAAAGUGGGUGUGGUCCAGCGCUCUUAUAUGUUUCUCAUACCAAAGCUAUUUUUGGCUUAAAAUUCUGUCAGAAAAUCCUUCCAGACCUCUUUAACAUUGUGAAAUUAAUUGAAAUUUGUUGAUAACCUCGUCCGCUGGUGAAAACUACCAAAAAUUCGAUAGCGCAAUAAAUUAACGCGUCAGAAACAUUUAAUUUUACACCCAAGGUGGCCAACAUAAAAAUUGGACAAUAAGCAAGGCACCAAUUCCCUUUGGAUGAAAUCAUGUAUCUCAGGAACUGCUUGACCAUCUUCAACCAAGUUUGGUUAUGAUAUUUGAAGCUUUCGAGCUGUUGCAUAUGAUGUUUGCUGAUUCUCUGCUGAUGUGCAGAAUAAAAUGUAGUGUUGCCGAUUAUUUGUAUAAAUUGCAAGCAAGA